AAAAAUACAAUUAUUAAAGAAAAGUUAUUAAACUUGUUUAAACAUUGUUUCUGUGCAAAUAGUGACAUGAACCUCAACUGACCUCAGUGUUCAGUGUACUGUGCAAAACAGCUGUUAAUGACGUUUCACUGAGUGUUGAGUUGUUGACGUGUCAUUAGUUUUGCCGGUCGGCCGGACUAUUUGCAUUUUAAAAUUUAAAGGUCGUGUCCGGUGUCGUUUGUUGAUAAGGCUCAUAGAUAAUAUUAUAAUCAUUACAGAGAAGUGAGAAUAAAGAUUAAGGUUAGGACUUGGGUGCCGGUAGGCGUUUAUUUACUAGAUCUAAUAAAAAUAUUUUGAUUUAAUAAUAAAUAGUGUUAAUAAUGAUAGGACGAAAAAAUAUUUUAUUUCUGUUCGAUGUUGAUGGUACACUUACGAAACCACGGCAAGUGAUUUCUAAUGAUCUUAAAGAGUUCCUUUUAAAUAAAGUGAAACCUCGUGUAUUUAUAGGGUUGGUAAGUGGCUCUGAUUACCCAAAAAUCGUAGAACAAAUGGGUGGUGAACAUGUUACCAACCAAUUUGAUUACGUGUUCUGUGAGAAUGGUGUGGUGCACUACAGCAAUGGAGAACUAAAAAGCUCCGAAAGCAUAUUAAAUUUCAUUGGAGAGAAAACUCUACAAAGUGUGAUCAAUUUCUCCCUGGGUUAUAUGUCUCAACUUGAAUUGCCGGCUAAGAGAGGCAAUUUCAUCGAAUUUCGGUCAAGUAUGAUAAAUAUGUGCCCUGUAGGUCGCUCUUGUAGUCAGGCAGAGAGAGAUGAGUUCAGCAAAUUUGAUAUGGAGCAUAAAAUUAGAGCAAAAUUUGUGGAAGCAUUGCAAGCAAAAUUUAGUGAAACCAAAUUAAAAUUUGCUCUUGGCGGGCAAAUAAGUGUUGAUGUAUUUCCUGAAGGAUGGGACAAAACAUACUGUCUGCAGCAUGUUGCCAAUGAGAACUUUGAUGAGAUACAUUUCUUUGGAGAUAAAACAAUGCCAGGUGGCAAUGACUAUGAGAUAUACAAUGACGAGAGAACAAUCAGUCACAAAGUAAUCUCGGCAGAGGAUACACACAAUCAAUUAAGACAAAUACUUAACAUAAAUAUAUAAUAUCAUAAAAUAUAUUUGAUUAAAGUACAAUGUACAUAAUGUGUAUAAAAAUAUAUUAUUUAUAAAUGC
Molecule: messenger RNA, 1184 nt
Organism: Leptidea sinapis
Lineage: Eukaryota; Metazoa; Arthropoda; Insecta; Lepidoptera; Pieridae
Gene: Pmm2
Product: phosphomannomutase
Exons: 1
Coding region: 360-1115 (251 amino acids)
Biological process (GO): protein N-linked glycosylation; mannose metabolic process; GDP-mannose biosynthetic process
Cellular component (GO): cytosol
Molecular function (GO): phosphomannomutase activity
Source: RefSeq, a predicted model, not a curated record